UUCUCCACGUUACUCUUUAUUCCUCAAUUUUCUCCUUUUUUUUAUCUUUUAUCUUUCUAUUUCUGACGUUCUCUUCUUUGAUUCGAGUAAGUUCUCCAGCCCCAUUCCUCCCUCACUCUCCGCUCUCUGCGGCCUCCGCUUCCUCACGACUCUUUAUGCUCUCCAAUGAAUCGAGAUGAGGGAUAUGAGACAAUAGGUUCCCAAGUUUUCAUGGUUCUCCGAAUCAUGGAGAUGGAACGCGUCUCUGAAUUUCCUCACAAAAAGGAUCCAGCAGUAAAGUUUUCUUCAGCUUGGUGGUUGUGCAACGUGAUGAUGAAGAAGCAUCCAACAGGCAAGGUUUUUUUUUUUUUUGCUUUGUUGUUAUGCAUAUUUGCUUCCUUUUGGUAGUAACACUGAUCUUGCCUAUUGAAUGUUCUUUUGCUAUUGAAUGCUCUUUUCUUUGUUAUUUUGUUGGUUUUGUUGCUCCAAGUUAAAGUAGUUUUCGCUGCUCCAUGGUUUUGCAACGUCACCCGCGAGGAAGUAUCCAGACAUUGACUCAUAUUCCUGCACAUCAGCAAAUGUUUGUAACUUUCAAUCUUCAUAGGGCCGCACUCUUCCAUUCCACCCUUCCCCUGCAACGUAAACGCCGCAAUCAUUUGGACUCCAGAGGGAGCAAAGAUACCUCAAGAAGGUUUAGAAGGGUGCAAGCGAAACACAGAGCAAUGAACAAUAUCAAUGAUUAUGCAGAAUCCCUCUUUCAGAUGUGCCUAGAAAAUGGUGCGAGGCCAGAAAGAGAUGAACUUGAUUUUGAGUUUUUGGGAAACAAAACAGGAGAGCCUUAUUUGAUUCAGACUAAUGUAUACAAGAAUGGGACUGGUGGGCGUAAGAUGAGGCACAUGCUUUGGUUUGACCCCACAGAGGACUACCACACCUAUUCCAUUCACGAGGGAAGAAUUAGAAUGAGAUCAUGUUAAAGAGGCAUUUGCUUAGUUGAUUCUAACUAACUAGCUGCUAUGUAAUUUUAAUUUUUGGAGUUAUUUGCUGCUAGCUAGGGGACUUAUUAGGAAAUAAUUGAACAUCAACAUGUCAUUUGAACCUUAUGAUCAGAAUUGAAAUAUCUUGAUUAU
Glycine soja is the source of this 1106-nucleotide messenger RNA. Its product is annotated as probable xyloglucan endotransglucosylase/hydrolase protein 6. The transcript is spliced from 6 exons. Lineage: Eukaryota; Viridiplantae; Streptophyta; Magnoliopsida; Fabales; Fabaceae. The record is from RefSeq and is a predicted model, not a curated record. Gene Ontology annotation, biological process: carbohydrate metabolic process. Gene Ontology annotation, molecular function: hydrolase activity, hydrolyzing O-glycosyl compounds. Bases 492 to 953 code for a protein of 153 amino acids.